AUGUUGAAAACACCGCCGAACACCACGCCAUCUACGCCCGCGCAAGUUACAAAGAAUUUUUCACCGACACCUCCUUUUGUGCAAUCAUCCUCACAAAUUGUUUCUCCGUUUGGAUCGAUGAACGUAUCAGCACCUUCGCAUCUACCAGCAGAUACCUCCGAUUUUGGCAACAUCUCGGCAAUCAUCGCAAGACAAAAUUCAACAUCACCGGAGAUCCACCAGAGUCCCGUUUUUUCGGGUCCGAUGACUCCUGCCGCGAGUCCCGGCAACAUGACAGCAUUAACAAACUUUUUUUCAAACAGCGAAAACUCGAGUUAUGCAGAAAUGCAACCGGUAAUAUUUCAAUCUCCAACUCCCAAUCCUCUGUGCUUUUACGACAGCGCAUCAUAUCCCUUUGAGCAAUUACAAAUCAACCAACUUACUUACAUGUAA
Molecule: messenger RNA, 432 nt
Organism: Acaulospora morrowiae
Lineage: Eukaryota; Fungi; Glomeromycota; Glomeromycetes; Diversisporales; Acaulosporaceae
Source: the annotation of a GenBank genome assembly